GAGGUAUAUGUGGUGGAGGUGUGAUAACGACUUGCUGAAAACACUCAUACACACCUCCCGUGUCCGAUACGCCAUUCACACCCAAAUCUUAAUAACCCAACUCACACCCCUCUCAGACCAAUGAAGUUCCUCCAUUUCGCCUUCGCCCAAGCUGCCUUACUGCUCGCGAUGUCUUCUCAAACUGUCGCGCAGCUGGGCUCAAGGGAAUGCCACUGCGGCACUAGCGUGAAUAUGCCGCUGACUGAACAAUGCUGUCGCAAAUCGUCGGGGCAGAUGCAUGGUACCGAGUGCACAGCGCUCUCAUUGUCCAAUAAUACGAUUCCCCAUUUCGUAGUUUGUUGUUUUCUCGAAGGCAGUGGCAACAAAGAUGUCGUUCCCGCGACUUGUGAUGAGGUCAAAGAAGGCGAUAGUACUGACGUGGAUGAAGGACUAUGAGAGAGUGCUGGAGACUGGGAGUUGGUUAACAGUUAAUUAGCGCAUCACUUAUCAAUAGCGAUAGAGAGAUGCUGUCUAUUCCGUCAGGCGUGUUCAAUCAUCUGUUGUCGUUA
Messenger RNA from Serpula lacrymans var. lacrymans S7.9, 548 nucleotides. RefSeq lists its product as uncharacterized. Lineage: Eukaryota; Fungi; Basidiomycota; Agaricomycetes; Boletales; Serpulaceae. The record is from RefSeq and is a predicted model, not a curated record. The transcript is spliced from 2 exons. Bases 121 to 435 code for a protein of 104 amino acids.